CGAGCCCCUUCCCGAGAAAAAGGUGCUGCGGAGCAAAAAGAGCCCCCCCGCUCCGGGAAAGGCGCCGGGGAGCAGAAAAGGUACAGCGGUGCCGGUCGAGUGCCCCACAUGUCAUAAAACCUUCCUCAGCAAAUAUUACCUUAAAGUGCACAACAGGAAACACACUGGAGAGAAGCCAUUUGAGUGUUCCAAGUGUGGCAAAUGUUACUUUAGAAAAGAGAAUCUCCUGGAACACGAAGCCAGGAACUGCAUGAACCGAUCGGAACAGGUAUUCACGUGCUCGGCCUGCCCAGAGGUGUUCAAGCGGCGGAUGGAGCUGCGGCUGCAUAUGGUGUCACACACCGGGGAGAUGCCAUACAAGUGCUCCUCCUGCUCCCAGCAGUUCAUGCAGAAGAAGGACCUGCAGAGCCACAUGAUAAAGCUGCAUGGUGCACCCAAGCCCCACGCGUGCUCAACCUGCUCCAAGUGCUUUCUGUCCCGGACAGAGCUGCGCCUGCACGAGGCCUUCAAGCACCGUGGAGAGAAGCUGUUUGUGUGUGAGGAGUGUGGGCACAGGGCCUCGAGCCGGAAUGGCCUCCAGAUGCACAUCAAGGCCAAGCACAGGAACGAGCGGCCCUACGUGUGUGAGUUCUGCCACCAUGCCUUCACACAGAAAGCCAACCUCAACAUGCACCUGCGCACGCACACUGGCGAGAAGCCCUUCCAGUGCCAUCUCUGCGGCAAGACCUUCCGGACACAAGCGAGUCUGGACAAGCACAACCGGACGCACACCGGGGAGCGGCCGUUCAGCUGUGAGUUUUGCGAGCAGCGUUUCACGGAGAAGGGGCCGCUGCUGAGGCAUGUUGCCAGCCGGCACCAGGAGGGGCGGCCUCACUUCUGCCACAUCUGCGGGAAGACAUUCAAAGCGGUAGAACAGCUGCGUGUCCAUGUUCGCCGGCACAAGGGAGUGAGGAAGUUUGAGUGCAUUGAGUGUGGCUACAAAUUCACACGGCAGGCUCAUUUGAGGCGCCACAUGGAGAUCCACGACCGAGUGGAGAACUACAACCCUCGACAGAGGAAGCUGCGGAACCUGAUCAUCGAUGACGAGAAGGAUGUGAUGGUGGUGCUGCAGCCGCCGCCAGAGCUGGAGGUGGGCUCAGCCGAGGUGAUCGUGGAGUCGCUUGCCCGUGGGCCACUGCCUGAGGAGGUCCCUGCGCAGAAACUCUGCUCAAAUGAGAACUUGUCACCUGCAGACGUGAUUGAGCAGUCGCUGAUUAUAACCACAACGAUUCCUGAAGACUGUGAGACAUAGUGUGGCCACCCCAUCCCUUCCACUGAAACACAGUAAAGCAUUAAGCUGAACCACUUUCUGCCACACUUGUUCUGUUGAGCUCCGUACCCUCCUUUUCUGCCAAUCUCCCAUCCCAGGCUGCAGGGAAAGGAAGUCACCAUGACGUUCUGAUUGAGUGUCAAAUGAAAUGUGUCAGCAUGGUCACUCCAGUCAGUGUUCAUUCACAGACAGUGUGUGGUGGGAAGGGACUGACCUCCCUGUGCCAUAUUGUGACUCACUUUCUGACGCUGGAGGAGCUGGUGCUGCCCUCUCCUCUCCACCAGCCCUCUCACUUUGCCUGUGAUUAAAGCUCACCUUCCCCCACA
Molecule: messenger RNA, 1635 nt
Organism: Cyanistes caeruleus (blue tit)
Lineage: Eukaryota; Metazoa; Chordata; Aves; Passeriformes; Paridae
Gene: ZBTB48
Product: zinc finger and BTB domain containing 48
Biological process (GO): regulation of transcription by RNA polymerase II
Cellular component (GO): nucleus
Molecular function (GO): DNA-binding transcription factor activity, RNA polymerase II-specific; protein binding
Source: RefSeq, a predicted model, not a curated record